Messenger RNA from Notodromas monacha, 3378 nucleotides. The record is from the annotation of a GenBank genome assembly. Lineage: Eukaryota; Metazoa; Arthropoda; Ostracoda; Podocopida; Cyprididae.
CGUCAAACAAUUGAUUUUCAAACCUUCAUUCCUAUCACUAAUCCUGCUCGUCAAACUCUUAUCUAUUUACCGUUACCGGCGUUGCCUCCUCCUCAUCAUUGUACUAAUCUUUUCAAGGCUGUUUUCAUUUCUACGCAUGUUGACAAUGUUGCUGUCAUGCUGAGAGCUGCAGCUGCAAAUGGCAGUGACCAGCAGCAGCAGCAGCAGCAGCAGCAGGCAACAUCAGCACCAGCACCUGACCACCACCAACUGGAAGAAGAGCUGGAGGGCCAAAACAUUCAGCACCUUCAAGAAAUUGCAGUGGUGUCCUCUGGCUCUUCCUCUUCUGCAUCUGGUGUUGGACCUCACAGACUUGUGCCAGGAAUCAUUACAUCCAUCAGUGGACCACCUGCUGCUGUUGCCAGAGGAUACUCUAAUACCACAACCACCACCACCAUCAACAACCCACUGUUGGCAGGACUGUCUGCCCAUCAUCACCAUCAGCAACAGCAACAACAAGGAGCCUGGAGCAGUUGGUCAUCAAGAGGCAGUUUGUUGGACAUAGUCACUAGCAAACUCACUCCAACUUCAGUAUCCUAUCAUCAGAACCUUGGCACCAGCUCAAGCAACUACAAGAAGAGGCUUUCCAGGGAGUCCUUGUUGUUGUCUAUGGCCAAUAGUGGCAGUGCUGGGAACAAGCAACUUGCUGUGGUAGCACCUGCUGCAAGCACAACUGACAGUAUUAGUGGGAAACAGCAACAGAGGCGCAGAGUGCUGCUUGGAGGCCAGUCUGGGGCUGGGCCUGGAAGUCAUCAGCAGCAACAACAGCAGCAGUUUCACAUGGCCAACAAUGGGUCCAUUAACAAGUCUGCAGCUGGCCACCUGGGCCACCAGCAACUCACCUCAGGAGCUGCUGGCAAGAUCCCAAAUAGACCCUGCAGAUGGACCUUUGUCUUUGACCCUGCUGGCAGGCUGUGCUACUACUGGUCUCUUGUUGUCUCUCUGGCCUUCCUUUAUAACUUCUGGGUGAUCAUGUACAGAUUUUCAUUCCAUGAGAUUGAGUUGGGAACAAUGGGCCUGUGGCUGAGCUUGGACUACCUGGCUGAUGCCCUGUAUGCCCUGGAUGUCUUGGUGCACUUCAGAACUGGCUACUUGGAGGAUGGUGUCUUGCAGACUGAUUCCCUCAAAUUGCGCCAGCACUACAUGAACUCCACUACUUUUUAUGUGGACUGCUUGUGUCUCUUGCCUCUGGAUUUUCUCUACCUUUCUAUUGGGUUCAACAGCAUGCUGAGGCUGUUCAGGCUGGUGAAGAUCUACAAGUUCUGGGUGUUCCUGGACAGAACAGAAAGACACACCAACUACCCAAAUGUCUUCAGGACCUUGAGUCUCUUGCACUACCUCUUGGCCAUUUUCCACUGGAAUGCCUGUCUUUUCCACCUGGUGACCAAGGGCUCAGACUUUGGUGUCAUCAAAGGGGCAGCAGGUGGUGACAGUACAGGGAAGGCUGAUGAGGACUUUGUUUUGGUCUACCUCAAAAGCUACUACUGGUGCACCAUUGCCCUGACCACUGUUGGAGGACUGCCCACUCCAAGGACCAGAGCAGAGUAUGCCUUUGUGGUGGCCCAGUUGCUGUUUGGAGUCAUGUUGUUUGCAUCUGUGCUGGGCUAUGUGGCCAACAUAGUGACCAAUGUGUCAGCUGGCAGGAAGGAGUUCCAGGCAAAGUUGGAUGGAGUCAAGACUUACAUGAGGCUGAGGAGAGUACCAGGACACCUUCAGGGCAAGGUGGUGAGAUGGUUUGACUACUUGUGGCUGACCCACAAGUCCUCAGAUGAAGAGAGGGCAGUGCUGGCCACUUUGAAAGCAGGAUCAUAUUUUGGGGAGAUUUCAAUCCUGAAUGUUGGGCCAGCUGGGAACAGGAGGACAGCCAGUGUGAGAUCAGUGGGCUACAGUGACCUGUUUGUCCUCAACAAGAAGGACAUGUGGGAUGUGCUCAAGGAUUACCCUGCUGCCAGGGUGCGGCUGGAGGCCAUAGCUGUAAAGCGCCUGGAAAAGUACAAGAAAGCUCCUCUAGAAAGAGGCAAUCACUCCACGCCGGGACUGGUGGAGUCCAGGGGCAGGACGCCUUUGGCCGGCUCGGUCGAGGACAUGCUGAUGAUGUCCGCAGCAGCGGCGGCAGCAGCCAACAAUGGCGGCAGUCAUCACGGCGGCGGCGGCGACGACGACGACGACCAGCAGCAGCCACAAGGCGCCGCCCUCGCCAGCAGCAGACGCCAGGCGCUCCUGGCCAAGAUGCUCGAGUCGUCUGCUGGCGGUGGUGGCCACCUGAGUCUCGGCGGGUCGUCCGGCUUCAGGGGCGGCGUCGGGGGCGGCAGUGUGAGGAUCUCGAGCACCAGAAUGCCGCAGUCCUCGUCGGCGUCCAUGACUGUCACGAGAGGCGGCUCUGUGCGGUCGCACUUGCAUCAGCCGUCCAAUAACAGCAGUGGGGAAGAUCGGGAAGCAACAGGUUUGGAGCAAAGGCGGUUCUCCACGUCCGACAGUGGCAAUGGAGGCCGCCAUGUUCCGCACAGGCGACUGUUGCGAGAAGACGACAACGACCUGGACGACGAGCUCCUGCUGCUCCUGUCCGCACCGCCUUCCGUCUCUUCCCACCAGCCCCAGGUGUCGCCCUCUGUCGCGGGACGCCACCGAAGAACACCCGUCGACAGCAGAGUCAUCGCUAUGGAGGAAGAUGAUGAUGAUGAUGCUGUUGCUGGUGGUGGUGGGGGUGGUCAGCUCAAUUCCAGCAGGGAGGAAGAGGCCAUGAGAUGCAGCAGUACAGCAGCUGUGCUUGUGGGACGUAGAGCGCCACCUGCAGGACGACACACCGCAUCCCUGCACCACCAACACCAGCACCACCACCAGAUGUCGGGCCAACACCGACGUCCAUCUGUCCCCAAUGCCGGUGUCCCGCCAUGUGCAGUCACCUUCCUACAACAACUGGCUGCUGGUGGUGGCAGCAGCAGUUGUGGAGGCACUACUUCUGGCAAUGGACUAGGGCAUCAGCAGCAGCAGCAGCAUCAGCCACUGCCGUCCUCAGUGAGUCCCACACACCGGCUAGGUGUCACUUCCAGUAGUGGGUUGAGCAUAGCGCCACCUGCUGGUCCCCUUGGAGCAGCAGCUGCUGUGGCAGCUGGAGGCACCUCAACCCCGCAGGACGUCCUUUUAGCAGAAAUCAAGCGCCUGAGGGAACGCCUCCAAGUCCUGGAGUCUGAGAAUGCCACCAUGAGCAUGAAGCUCAGCCAACAGCAGUGGGAGGUGGAACAUAGAUUGGCUGAGAUUGAGAUGCAGAUCUGUGGUCCAAGUUCAGAUGAACUCACAGACAGUCAAGAUGAUGAGGAGAGGAACCAGGAGUCUGCCAUC